Messenger RNA from Paraglomus brasilianum, 612 nucleotides. The record is from the annotation of a GenBank genome assembly. NCBI's taxonomy places the organism in Eukaryota, Fungi, Glomeromycota, Glomeromycetes, Paraglomerales, Paraglomeraceae.
AUGAUACUUUAUGGACUGCUAUAUUCGCUCACAGUUCCGGUUGGGGUAUUUGGUGUUUAUGCAGCACAUAAGAAUGAUCUAAAAUAUAUCAACUGGUUUUCAUGGUCAUUCUGGAUAUCUAUAGUUGCUCUUCUCGUUCUCCAAUUUGUCAAUUUCAUUCUCUCUGUCGUAUGGCGAAGAAGUACAGUGGUCGAAUGUACUCAUGAACUCAAUUAUCUGAUUGUGGGGAAUUCGAGUUCGACUUUUAUCCCACUAAAUCAGAGCUCUGUGAAUCCACAGGUUAUUUAUGAUGCAUGUAAACAGGCUUCUUCGCUGUAUAUAUGUUGGACUAUAACAGAGUUGGUUGUGCUGCAGUUUAUGCUGUUCGUCUACUUCGGACUCGUUGUUAAUGCAUAUGAACGGGAUUUACGAAAAGAAGAAAAAGUUAUUCCUGACGAUCAUGACACCGAUGGGAGGGACGUUGUAUGCAGUAAUAACAAAGAGAACAUUGAACAUGAAAAAGUGGGUAUUGAAGCAGUCGCUGAAGGAGGAUCAAUUCAAAAAUUCGCGGCGGAUGCGCCAGAUUCAUUGAUUCCAGAAAAGUCUAGUUUUGUUCACACCGACGAUCUCUAA